Aspergillus caelatus is the source of this 711-nucleotide messenger RNA. RefSeq lists its product as uncharacterized. The record is from RefSeq and is a predicted model, not a curated record. The transcript has a single exon. NCBI's taxonomy places the organism in Eukaryota, Fungi, Ascomycota, Eurotiomycetes, Eurotiales, Aspergillaceae. Bases 1 to 711 code for a protein of 236 amino acids.
AUGAAGACCCAGUUUAUCCAUCCAGACCUUUGUCAAAAUCGCGAGGCUUCAACCGUGUAUCAAAAUGUUCAGUCACUUUGCAAACUGCAUGCCCAAGCUAGUCAGGGGAACAACACCACGGCUCUUGCCCCUCUACUACAGCAGCACUGUGCAGAACUCCUUCGCAAGUCUGGUCAUCCAGCUAGCUUCCAGGAGCUUCUCGCAAUCAUCCAAUCGUUACUUAUCCUCCAGUGCCUUCUCGUCCUCGAUGAGAGAACCGAUGAUGGCCCCUAUUCGGAAACAAUCAGCACUAUGCUCUCUAAUGUUGGCCGGCGUCUCUGGCAGCAAGCUCCUAUCCAACUCUCCCAUACUCUGAGUCCACGGGAGGCAUGGCUCUUCGCAGAGAGUGUUCGGCGGACAAUCAUCGUCGCGUUCAUGUUGCGCAGCGUAUAUUCGCUACUAAAGAGAAACUACUCCGUCCGCACUCCGUUUGUCGACUCAUUACCUUUCGAUGUUCGCACCCCCCUGUGGGAUACAGAACAUGAGGACUGGGAUGACACAACGCCUGUAUCUUUAGAAAACAUGGUUUCCUUGCAACAGUAUUCGACAUUGCUAGAGUCGGGUGCGGUCCAUGGUAUCUCGCCUUUCAGUGCUCUGAUAUUGGCUGCAUGUAAAGGCAAAGCUGUUUCCGACGUACCUUACCCGCCUGUUACAGGUUACAAGACCUACUGA